Molecule: messenger RNA, 1640 nt
Organism: Phragmites australis (common reed)
Lineage: Eukaryota; Viridiplantae; Streptophyta; Magnoliopsida; Poales; Poaceae
Product: aminotransferase ALD1 homolog
Exons: 8
Coding region: 114-1430 (438 amino acids)
Biological process (GO): L-pipecolic acid biosynthetic process; systemic acquired resistance, salicylic acid mediated signaling pathway
Cellular component (GO): chloroplast
Molecular function (GO): pyridoxal phosphate binding; L-lysine:pyruvate alpha-transaminase activity
Source: RefSeq, a predicted model, not a curated record
CCGCUCGACACUGCAAACACGUGUAGGAAGGAGCUCAUCCUUUUGUCCCCAGCAGCUAGCAACAUCACAUUCUAGCUCCCAGGCUUUCUGACUAGCUAGUCCAAGCUCCAUUCAUGCCACGGGCAAAUAUGAUCUCCAAACUACUUGAGAAGGCUGCUGUCCAUCCACUGGAUGUUGCACCUCAUGUGAAGACUGGAGCUUCUCGGACGAGCGUGCUUCGCAAUCCAAACAUGGAGAAGCUUCAGAAGGGCUACUUGUUCCCGGAGAUUAGCAUUAAGCAUGAAGCUCACCUGAAGAAGUACCCAGAUGCUAAGGUCAUCAGCUUGGGUAUCGGCGACACAACUGAACCCAUACCGAGCGUCAUAACAUCGGCUAUGGCCGAGUAUGCACUUGCGUUAUCCACUCCAGAAGGAUACCAGGGUUAUGGGCCAGAGCAAGGUCAAAUGAAUCUGCGUAAGACCAUAGCGGAGAAAGUAUACCCAAACAUGGGGAUAAGAGAGUAUGAGGUGUUCGUUUCGGACGGAGCGCAGUGUGACAUUGCACGCCUUCAGAUGCUUUUCGGAUCAGACGUGACCAUUGCUGUCCAAGAUCCAACCUUUCCGGGCUACGUGGACAACGGCGUGAUCAUGGGGCAAUCCGGCAAGGCGGACGAGGCCGGCAAGUACGCGGGCAUCGCGUACAUGCGGUGCGCGCCGGAGAACAACUUCUUCCCGGACCUCUCCCGCGUGCCGCGCACCGACGUCAUCUUCUUCUGUUCGCCCAACAACCCGACGGGCCACGUCGCGUCCACGGCGCAGCUGCGGGAGCUCGUGGACUUCGCGCGGCGGAACGGCUCCAUCAUCGUCUUCGACUCGUCCUACGCGUGGUACGUGUCGGAGGUGGCAGGCAAGCCGAAGUCCAUCUACGAGGUGCCCGGCGCCAGGGAGGUGGCCAUCGAGAUCUCGUCCUUCUCCAAGUUCGCCGGGUUCACGGGCGUCCGGCUCGGUUGGGCUGUGGUGCCCGACGAGCUCCGGUACGCUGACGGCUCCCCCGUGGCCCGCGAUUUCGACCGCAUCGUGUGCACCUCCUUCAACGGCGCCUCCAGCGUCGCGCAGGCCGGUGGGCUCGCCUGCCUCUCGACGGAGGAAGGCCGGAGCGCCGUGCAGCGCGUGGUCGGUGUGUACAAGGAGAACGCGCAGCUGCUGGUGGAGACGUUCGCGUCCCUGGGCAAGGAGGUGUACGGCGGCGCCGACUCGCCGUACGUGUGGGUGCGCUUCCCGGGGCGCAGGUCGUGGGACGUGUUCGCUGAAAUCCUCGAGAAGACGCACGUCAUCACCGUGCCGGGCAGCGGGUUCGGCCCCGGCGGCGAGGGGUUCAUCAGGGUCAGCGCCUUCAACAGCCGGGACAGGGUGGUGGAGGCCGUCGCGAGGCUCAAGAAAUUCCUCGCCUGAGGACCCACGUAUGCGUACAUACCUAGUCACGGAUCGUGUUGUGAUGAUGUAUACGCCGAUAUAUAUACUUCGUGAUUAUAUAUGUAUGUAUGUAUAUACAUAUAUACGUAAUCAAUAACAUUGCUAUGCGCUGAUGAUGCGCUGACACGUAUACUAGUACAAAAAAAAAUUGCACGACCUGCAAGUCCUAUAUAUACAUGGCACAUGUAU